Molecule: messenger RNA, 2098 nt
Organism: Rhodamnia argentea
Lineage: Eukaryota; Viridiplantae; Streptophyta; Magnoliopsida; Myrtales; Myrtaceae
Product: dihydrolipoyllysine-residue succinyltransferase component of 2-oxoglutarate dehydrogenase complex 1, mitochondrial-like
Exons: 14
Coding region: 285-1709 (474 amino acids)
Biological process (GO): tricarboxylic acid cycle
Cellular component (GO): oxoglutarate dehydrogenase complex
Molecular function (GO): dihydrolipoyllysine-residue succinyltransferase activity
Source: RefSeq, a predicted model, not a curated record
UUGAAAGUCAGCUUCCUGAAAAGCUUCUGCACGUUAAUCUAGCCAAUUUCGCUUGCUACGUGCUUUCCUCUCGAAAAACCUAGAGAGGACACAGGAAUUCCUCAAGCACAGCCGCUCAUCUCCGAUCGGCCACGAGACUGCGAAUCAGAGAAGAAAGAGUUGAGCGCCCCGAAUCGCGGGUCUUUCUCAGCAGUGGGUCUCGGUGAAGCUUGAUUGAGAGAGAGGAAGACAUAGGUGUUGGAUUGGUGCGAGAUCGUUCGUGUUUCAGCAGAAAGAUCGAGUUCAUGAUGUUGGGUGUCGUGAGGCGAAGGUUAGCUUCUGGAGGAGGCUCAUCAUCAGCUUCGAGUUUAGGACAGUCGCUGCUGAAAUCCAGAUCCGCAGCGUCGGGGCGAAGGAUUGCUUCAGUUGGGGAUGAACGAGUGGUUCUUUUUCAAGGAUGCGGACCUGUCCGCAACUUUUGCCACGUCGCUAUGAGGAGAUGUUCAGUGGGUUCGAGGUCAAUGAGGGUAGUUGCUUUCAAUAACCCAGCAGUGGAAAUCUUACCGCAAUGGAGGUUGUUUUCCACGGAAAGUGGUGAUUUGGUUGAUGCUGUUGUGCCCUUUAUGGGAGAAUCAAUCACUGAUGGCACUCUAGCAAAAUUCUUGAAGAAUCCUGGUGAUAGGGUUGAAGUGGAUGAACCCAUUGCUCAAAUUGAAACAGAUAAGGUGACAAUUGAUGUUGCCAGUCCAGAAGCAGGUGUCAUCCAGAAGUUUGUGGCCAAGGAAGGCGAAACUGUGGAACCAGGAACAAAGAUCGCCGUGAUUUCCCAGUCUGGUGAAGGUGCUACGCACGUGGCUCCAUCUGAGAGUGCAGGGGAGAAAGCUACUCCUCCACCUCGUCCUGCUGAAAAGGUUGAGGAGAAGCAAAAGCCCAAAGCGGAACCUGCUCCAGUGGCUGAAAAGCCGAAAGCAAGUCUUCCACCACCGCCUCCUGCCAAGCGGUCUGCAACAGAACCACAGCUUCCUCCUAAGGAAAGAGAAAGACGUAUUCCCAUGACAAGGCUUCGUAAGCGGGUCGCAGCAAGAUUGAAGGACUCUCAGAAUACAUUUGCUUUGCUGACAACAUUCAAUGAAGUUGAUAUGACAAACUUGAUGAAGCUCCGGUCGGAUUACAAGGAUGCCUUUUUGGAAAAACAUGGAGUCAAGCUUGGACUUAUGUCAGGAUUUGUGAAAGCUGCUGUUAGUGGGCUCCAAAAUCAACCCAUUAUAAAUGCAGUUAUUGAUGGGGAUGACAUCAUCUACAGGGAUUAUGUAGAUAUCAGUAUAGCUGUUGGUACUCCAAAGGGUCUGGUUGUUCCAGUAAUUCGCGAUGCUGAGAAGAUGAAUUUUGCUGAUGUCGAGAAAGCAAUCAACACUCUUGCAAAGAAGGCAAAUGAUGGUUCCAUCUCAAUUGAUGAAAUGGCAGGAGGUACUUUUACAAUAUCUAAUGGUGGUGUCUAUGGGAGCCUUUUGAGUACUCCUAUCAUCAACCCGCCUCAGUCUGCAAUAUUGGGAAUGCACUCCAUAGUGAGCCGUCCAAUGGUUGUUGGUGGAAAUGUCGUCCCCAGGCCAAUGAUGUACAUCGCUCUAACUUAUGACCAUAGACUGAUAGAUGGGAGAGAGGCUGUCUUUUUCUUGCGCCGUAUCAAAGACGUUGUGGAGGACCCUCGAAGGCUACUUCUUGAUAUAUGAGGAAUGACAGCAACUGCUCUUUCCAUUCUGCGGUUUUCUCUGUUAUACCUGGAAAUGAAUACCGUUCAAAGCUACGAAUAAGAGCCGAAUUCGUGAUACUGUGUUAUUAUUUAGGAUAUUCUUUUGACUACUGCUCCUUCGACGGGUCCUUUUAGUUGCGGCUGUUGCAGAUUGCCGUUGAAAUGAGAUUUUAUUGGAAGACUAGAUUGUAGUCUUAUUUCGAGGGAUCCAGUUGCAUGAUGUUAUAUGGCCAUGCGUGCUCAGAUAAGCUUUCUAUGCCAGUGAAGACUAGGAGCAGUCUUCAUUCUUAUGCUGAAUUACAUUCCUAUGCUGUUAUCAUGUGAUUGUCGGAGCAUGUAUCAAUAAUUCAUGCUUGCCUUUCGGUGCGA